Acanthopagrus latus (yellowfin seabream) is the source of this 1915-nucleotide messenger RNA. Its product is annotated as complement C1q subcomponent subunit C-like. NCBI's taxonomy places the organism in Eukaryota, Metazoa, Chordata, Actinopteri, Spariformes, Sparidae. Bases 651 to 1376 code for a protein of 241 amino acids. The transcript has 8 exons. Gene Ontology annotation, molecular function: protein binding. The record is from RefSeq and is a predicted model, not a curated record.
AGACGUCAGUGUCUUCUGACUGAAUCUCUUCAGUUUCUCUCGUCUUGUUUGUUCUUUCGAACGUCUGAUGUGUUUCACAGUUUCAUCUUGUUCAUCUGUUUCAGGAGUCGUGUUCAGUUACUGCUGCUGAAAACACAACGUUUCCUGUAACGCUGCUUCAUAAUAAAAGCUUUUAAAUGACUAAAUAACAGGGGACUUUUAUUGUGUUAUAGGACAUGAAACAUGUUGGUAACUGAAUUAGCGUAGCCACUUUGUUAGCGGUGAUUCUUGGAUAUUACUGCGGAUAUCGGGACAAUCAUCGCAGUGGUGGAUGACGCAUCUUCAAUCCAUUAGUCCAGUUGUUGGAAAAGCAAAACCGAGUGAAACCGAGCAGCACCAGGCCGACAGAACACAGAUGGAAAGAUUCAUUUGUGUCACGCUUACAAAUGUUGAAACGCUUGGACUCCACCUCCAGAUGGAAAUUUGCAGAACUACAUUCAGGCGGCUCUGAAAUUCACUUCCGACUGAAAAGCUGCUGAUUCUUUUGGUUUUCGUGUCGUCUUCCUCCUCCGGCUGCUGCUGCAGGACUCGGAGCUUCACCUCAGUUUGUUUUGAACUCCUCGUGGUGUGUUUUUAUUUACCUGUCAGUCUGAGCUCUCAGCUCCUCCAUCAUGCACCAUCACUGCCUCCUCGUGAUCGGCGCCCUGCUGUCAUUGGCCGUACCCCUGCUGGUUGCCAUGGAGACCUGCCCAGCAACAGGGAUGCCAGGGAUGCCAGGUAUCCCUGGGAUGCCCGGCAAAGACGGUCGUGACGGAGAGAAAGGAGAGAAAGGACGCUCAGGAACACCGUGGGACGGCGGGCUUGGACCUCAGAAGGGAGAGAAGGGGGAGCCGGGGCAGAUGGGAUGGCCCGGUAAACGAGGUCAGAGCGGGGAACAGGGGAUAUCCGGGCUCCCAGGGGUGCCUGGAAAUCCAGGAGAGCCUGGAGAUCCAGGGACUGUCGGCAUCCAGCCGAAAGCAGCGUUCAGCGUCGCCAGAGGAACCAACGAGUACCCCGACAAGUCGAGCGUCAUUCGAUUCACCAGCGUCAUCACCAACCUCAACGAUGACUACAGCACGGAGACGGGACGCUUCAGGUGUCGGGUACCUGGAACGUACUACUUUGUGUUCCACGCCUCUCUGGAGGACCGACUGUGUGUGCUGAUGAAGCUGGACGACAAUCUGCUGACGCCGUUCUGCGAUCACCGCCGCAACAGGAGACAGGUGACGUCUGGCAGCCUGGCGGUCUACCUGUCCAGGGGUCAGGAGGUCUGGCUGGAGACUAAAGACUACAGAGGGAUGAGAGGAAAACCAGCUGGUUACAGCAUCUUCUCUGGCUUCCUGCUGCACUCUCACUGACCGACAGGAGAAAACAUCUUCACUCUGAGACUUUUUUAUAAAAAGUACAUGGUUACCUUUUUAUUUUCACGUCAUUUUACUUUAUUUAACCAGGUAAAAAAAAAAAAAAUCUCUUUUCAAGAUAGAAUAAUAAAUACCAAACUGUCAAACAAAACAGUGCAGGUGUAAAUCUAGUUUCAUCACGAUACGAUAUUAUAUUGAUUCUUUAGCCAAUUAUAUGAUAUUUGUUCAAAUUCAACAUGUCAUACAGACACGAAAAACAACUACAAUAUUAUUUGAUAAUUUCAUUACUGAACUCUUCAGUGGAAAUAGGCAUGCUGUGGGAAUAAAGGUGUAUCUUAACAGUGGCAGCGAUAUUAAUCUUUGCUUUUACUUUGUAUUGAUGCUAUUUGAUUGGUGAUCAGUUAAUUGAUAUAUCGACACAGAUCGAUGCAUCAGUACACCCCCCACACUGUGUCCAAUAUCUGUGUGAGAAGAUUGAGCAGAUCUGUGUAAACUUCAUGAAAUGAUGUCAAAACAAUAAAAAGUUAAAAGAAAAA